AUGGCUUUGGGGAGUUCAGGGGGUGGUUUUGGAGGGGCUAAAGAUGAUGGCUUUGGGGAGAAGGCUGGGGAAGGGUUCAAUAAGGCUGGGGAAGGGUUCAAGAAGGCUGGGGAAGGGUUCAAGAAGGCUGGGGAAGGGUUCAAGAAGGCUGGGGAAGGGUUCAAGAAGGCUGGGAAAGGGUUCAAGAAGGCUGGGAAAGGGUUCAAGAAGGCUGGGAAAGGGUUCAAGAAGGCUGGGAAAGGGUUCAAGAAGGCUGGGAAAGGGUUCAAGAAAGGCUGGGAAAGGGUUCAAGAAGGCUGGGAAAGGGUUCAAGAAGGCUGGGAAAGGGUUCAAGAAGGCUGGGAAAGGGUUCAAGAAGGCUGGGAAAGGGUUCAAGAAGGCUGGGAAAGGGUUAAAGAAGGCUGGGAAAGGGUUAAAGAAGGCUGGGAAAGGGUUAAAGAAGGCUGGGAAAGGGUUCAAGAAGCCUGGGAAGGGUUCAAGAAGCCUGGGAAGGGUUCAAGAAGGCUGGCUGGGAAUGAUCAAGAAGGCUGGGAAUGA
Messenger RNA from Procambarus clarkii (red swamp crayfish), 537 nucleotides. Lineage: Eukaryota; Metazoa; Arthropoda; Malacostraca; Decapoda; Cambaridae. The record is from RefSeq and is a predicted model, not a curated record.